AAACCCAUUUGACAAGCAGCAACUCUUGACUCUUGAGUCUAGUGAUCUCGAUCAUACUCUCGACUCUCGAGGUUUUAGGAAGAAGAAGAAGUAAAGUGUAGACUUGUCAAAGUAUGGUUAUUUUGAUUUUGCGAAGUUAUAUAGUUUUGUGGAUGCAAUUAACCAGAAUAUAAAUGUUGCUUUAGUUUUAUUAGAAUUUUUUGAAAUCAAACUUGCGAAUAAUUUGAACAAUCAUAUGUGAUAAGUAACACCAUGGGUGGCAAGCAUAAAGUGGCAAAUAGAACAAAAAACAAUGCAAGGCCAUCUAAUAGUGGAAGAAGUGCAGAACUUCUGGGUACAUCUAUACCACAGUUUGCGGGAUUCUCAGGAAUAAAAGAUACUCCUUUUGGCUUUUCCUGCAGUACUGAUGAGAUAGACACAUCCCUGGACCCAAAUACUCAAGUGAUAUUCAAGAAAAUUUCAAAAAAAGAUUCUACUACAAAGAUUAAGGGACUACAAGAAUUAGCAGCUCUGAUUAAAGAGUCAGAUCAUGAUACUGUGAAGACAUUAUUGCCAAUGUGGCCAAGAUUUUAUAGUGUUCUUGUCACAGAUACUGACAAUAGAGUCAGAGAAGCAACACAUAAUGUGCAUCACCAAAUAAUACUUAAAGUGAAAAGGAAUAUUGCUCCUUACUUAAAGCAAUUAAUGGCUCCUUGGUUUACUUCGCAAUAUGAUACUUACGCACCUGCUGCCAGUGCUGCUUCACAAUCUUUUACGGAUGCUUUUCCUCCAAAUAAAAUUCAAGAGGCAAUUGUUUUUUGCCAAGAAGAGAUUCUCAAUUAUCUAAGUGAUAAUUUACUAGUUCAAACUGCCCAGACAUUAAGCAAUCUUAAACAUGUAUCAGUAGAAGAAGCGGAAGCAAAAUACGAACGAGUAUUGAUAUCUUGUCUACAGGGUUAUUGCUUAUACCUGGAGAAAGUAUCUACUGAACAAAUAAGAAAUACAUCCGAGUUGAAUAACAUCAUUAUUUCUAACGCAAAAUUUUGGAAAUUCUCUAAAAGCAAAGUGGCUCAUGUAAGGGCUUCCUUUUUUAAUAUUAUAUCAGUAAUCUGUCAAAAGGCUACUUUUCUCUUUGAUGAUAAAGGAUCUCAAGUUGUCAACAGUGUCUUUGUUGGUCUUGAUGAAUAUGAUCCAACAGUUUUACCUAAAAUUUGGGAAGCCACACUUUUGACAAUGUCCAACAUAAAGGAUUGGUGGACGUAUAUAAAUAUAGAAAAAUUAUUUUUACCGAAAUUGUGGAAGAUUCUCAAACAAGGAGGUCAAGGAAAUGCCUCGAUUAUAUAUCCAAGUUUGUUGCCUUUGAUAUCUCAUCUACCUCAGACAAUUGAUGAUAAUGCACCCCAAUUUUACAAUUUAUUUUUUGAAAAUCUAUGGUUAGGGCUCAAUCAAAAAUCCACUGUAUCUAGUCGUUCAGAAUCAGUAGCGGUAGCCACAGCAUUCGUGGAGUGCCUUCAAUACGUGAUUUUAAAAAGGCAAUCGGAUCUCCCUUUUUGUAAAACUCUUAUAAAAGCACAUCUCGUUAAUUCGAUAGAAUGGUGUCUAAUUGAGGAUCAAGUAAACUAUAAAACCUUAUUUAAUCAAAUAUCGACGUUAGUACAGCAUUGGAGCCGAAACUUAGACUCCGAGUACUUAAAUGUUUGCCUAGAAUUCUUUUUAGAAAAUGUUAGAGAUGUUUUUAGAGAUACUUUGUUUAAUGUUAAGGAAUUGCCUGCACAUAGCGUAGAAAAAGUCGCCGAUAAGCAGUUGGAUCUGCUACAAUCGUUGAAAGUUACCCAUAAAUCAAAGAAACAAUUUAAGGUUAAAUUCAGCAGCGAGGAAACUGAUAAUCAAGAUUCCAAACAAAAACAUUCCAAAACAACUAGUGACGAUAAAAUGUACUACACUCAUUUGAACAAACUCGUCUACGACAUCUGCGAAGAUUACGUUAAGUACAUUUCUGAAAAGAAGUCGCGAAUCUUGGUUAAACACCUUUACUCACUAGUGAUUGAUUUUGACACGAAGAACUUCUUUUCGAACCUCAACGAAAAGAUGAAGCAAAAGGUACCUGACUCAAAACCGAUCGAUGUAUAUACCAAAAUUCUUCAUAUGUGGCUCGUUAGUCCAGAGUUGUGUUGCAAACAUGUUGUUAGUUUAAUUUUUUUGAUGUUUGAAUACCUUGAGAGUACGGAAAAACAGCAGAUUCUAAAUACAUUUUCGAAGAUAACAUCAGAAGAAUGCUUAAGUUGGUGCAUUUCAGAAGCUUUAUCUCAUCCCUACAAUAAAGAUGAAUUAGUAAAGAAGUGGUUACGAACAGAGAAAAUUAGUAAAUUCAUCGUGUCAAUCACUGACAAGAUUAUAGUUGAUGAAUGUCCACCAGAUUUAAGUACAUUGUUUAAGGUUGCGCUAACUGAGAAUCAAGAUUCAGAACUUUUUAUUUGUGAUUCUGCUGUUGCCGAAAUAAUAUCCAAGCUGGUAUCAGUAGUAGAAAACUAUUCGGACCACGUUGUUACUGCUGAUACCUGUACGAGCCUUGCAGCUUACAUUUGUGCCAUCAUCUACACCGACAAUCUAUUGUUAACAUACAGCGAUCAACUGCUACUGGCUCUCUUCAGGUUGUCUUGUAAUUCAAAUAUUGAUAACGAAAUUAUAUCGACAGAAACGAUAUAUGAACUAACCAGUGCUUGGCAAGACGCUGUUACUCUAUUGUGUAAAAAUAUGAGUAAAGAAGACAGCUUAACGUUAGUGUCUAAACUUGCUGUAGUGGUAGAAGAAGAGUUUUUGAAAAGUAAUCUAGACGAGGCAAAUGUAAAUUAUUUAAUCAAUGUAGUUGUUAACACUUUAAGAGCUGUUUAUAAAAGUUUACCUCUACAUUUAACUGUAUUCUUAAUGGUAUUCGUUGAAAGAAAAUUUAUAAAUUCAUCUAAAAGUUAUAUAGAAGACCUGUGCAAAGUAGCGAAAUACAUCAGUGGAGAAUUGAGUAAUCCUCGUGAAGAAAUUAAAUCUAGUUCAAGCGCAAUUGAUAAAAUUGAUAUUGCUAGAUAUUUCACUUGGAUCUAUUUUAAACUUGGGAUAGUGGCGUCUACUCUUAAAGAUAUUUUACCAGACGAAUAUGACGAUGAGGAUGAGGACGAAGAUAAGGAAGACACUUCUGGUGGCGAUAUUGAAAAACCUAGUAUUAUUUUAAAAGUUGUUGACCGUCCAGAAAAGUAUGUUGCACAAAUUCUACAUGAUUUAUGUGUAUGUCAAGUAUAUAUUGAAACGUUUAAAAAUACGCUCUACUUUGACUCCAUUGUGCAUUUCUACGUAUUAACAGAAAUGAAAAUGAAGACCACAUUAACCAAUACCGACAAGUCGUUUAGAUCAAAUCUUAAAAGGAUUAUAAAAGAAAAUAGUAGAAAUUACGGUUGGCAAUGGCCUGCAGUGGCUUAUCUAUUGUAUUCAGAGUUACUACCCGAAGAUCUAAAAGCCGUGUAUAAAGAAUUUGUACAGGAUACGUCAAAAACGGAUGUCUCUUAUGAGUUACAUUUGACUCAAACUUUUAGUCAGAAUAUUAAUUACGAUCUCGUUCAUAAUAAAGCAGAUGCGAUUGAUAAUAUUGUCUCGUUGCGUAGUUUAAUUCAGUGUGAAGACAUUGAUGUUCAAAUAGCUGAAGUUUUUACGCAAAUGGAAGCAAUUAGAAGUAAGAAUGUGCCGCACUUCCUGUAUAAUACUCGUGAUAUAAGUUGGCAAGACUGUCAAGAAAUUGUUGAAGUUAUUAGAUUGUGCGCAGCUAUGAUGGAACAUAAAUUUAACACAUUUAGCCAAAGACAUUGGGAUUUUGCUGUUUUGUCUCUAGUGUCAUGGGCAACAAAUUGUCUAAAAUUUAAGGAUUCAUAUGAUUCACUUCAGUACCAAGCAAUACUCUGUUCGGUGGUUAGUUUAUACGUCAAUACAGACAACAAGAUUAAAGAAUUAAAACAAAAGGAUGUAUCAAGCAGUUUUGUUGACGAAUGGCAAGAUGUUUUGGUGGAAAGUAUACAUUCUGAUUUAUUACAAACAUGGCUAUAUCUCGCUGAUAAACUUAAGGACAAGAAGGAUAUUAUGAAAUAUAUACCCCUGAUACAAGAAUUAUCGAAGCUCCUUGAUAACAUAAACUGUGAUACAAUAUUUAAACUAAGCGAAUCGGAAUUACCAAAGUGGACAAAAUUCUUAAAGCAAGGUUGUGUCUUGCUGGUAAACUCGCAGCCAAACUUGCAAUCUUGGGGAUAUAAAAUGUUGUUGGUUUUGGUACCAGGUUUGGUCAAAAUUGAUAAUGAAGCUGUUAUUACUAAUACUCCGCAUCAAAAUGGCCUGAUUUUCGAGCAGUUUAAGGAAAAAUUGGUGGAAACACACGAAAUUAUUAAUAGCAUGCUCAUGGGCUUCAAGUUGGGUGAAGAUAGUUGCAGAGUUGAACCGAUGACAGAUUCGUAUACUUAUACUCUGGCGUAUCUACUUCUUUGGGAUGUUCUUUUGACGCUGUGCGAUAGUGCUAGCACUGAACUUCGUUUCCAAUAUGCUGAUUGGCUCAGGAAUGAAAAUUUAUUGAACACUUUUUUAAACAAUCUGUUUAAAUUGAUGCCAACCGAAGUUCUACAUUAUGGUGAAGGGAAAUCGAAGUGCAUUAUGGACCAUUUUGUAAAGAAACCUCAAAUGUGCGCAAAAGAUGCUUGUGACAGCGAGAAGAUUGAACAACUAGUAUGCUGGCUUUAUUCAUCUGCUCUAGCACAACUACCGGCAUUAGUCCGACAAUGGUGGACAACUUUGGAUAGCAAAUUAGCGCAAGUGGUGGAGAAAGUAACUCAAAUAUACGUAUCUCCUCGUCUUAUUACACAAGAGUUGAACGAUGUAAUGACAUAUCAGAGCAAAUUUAAAAAUAUGGUGCUUAAAGUAUCGCACGUGGCAAGAGAAAUCACAGCAAUAUAUACUGUAGACGAGAUACAAGAAGAUUUAGUUAUAAGUUUACCUCAAAACUACCCUCUUGGUGGACUGACACUUCAAUGUAAAAAACAGAUUGCUGGAUCCAGUAUUAAACAAUGGCUGUUACAAUUUAAGAAAUGUGUAAUACAUCAGAAUGGAAAAAUAUGGAAUGGUCUCUCUUUGUGGAAUAACAAUUUAGAAAAGAAGUUUGAUGGCGUGGAGGAAUGCUAUAUCUGUUUUGCUGUUUUGCACCAAGGAACGUACCAACUACCAAAGUUAUCAUGCCAGACUUGCAAGAAGAAAUUCCAUUCUGCUUGCUUGUACAAGUGGUUCCGAACGAGCUACAAGAGUUCUUGUCCAAUUUGUAGAAAUUUAUUUUAAAACCAGAAUUUUAUGUUGACUGUUAAUAGAAAUUGUUAUUUCUAAAUAUGUUUAUUUUUCUUGGUUCUUAAAAUGGAUCUAAAAAUAAAGAAUAUAUUUUCAUGGAAUAUAA
Messenger RNA from Diabrotica virgifera virgifera (western corn rootworm), 5446 nucleotides. It is a transcript of the gene Ltn1, whose product is annotated as E3 ubiquitin-protein ligase listerin. The record is from RefSeq and is a predicted model, not a curated record. Gene Ontology annotation, molecular function: ribosomal large subunit binding; ubiquitin protein ligase activity. Lineage: Eukaryota; Metazoa; Arthropoda; Insecta; Coleoptera; Chrysomelidae. Gene Ontology annotation, cellular component: RQC complex; cytosol. The transcript has 20 exons. The coding region runs from base 253 to 5334 and encodes 1693 amino acids. Gene Ontology annotation, biological process: ribosome-associated ubiquitin-dependent protein catabolic process; rescue of stalled cytosolic ribosome.